AUGAAAUGCCCACAUGCAUUCUACGCAAAUAUCUCCAUACCGCCUACUGCCUACGGCCGCAUGGUCACCGGUAGAAUCACGUGUGCUCGCUCGCGUCAUACACUAGAGGUCUCACCGAAAGAUGAGCAAGCCGAAGCAAGAAUAGAAAAUUACCGAAUAGCUAUGCUCGGAGUACUUCAAAAAUCUGCCGUGGACUAUUCAAAACCAGGAGAGGAAGGCCAAGCAACGCAGCUAGUACAAAAUUUCAUCAUGCUAGCAACCACUCUAGCUAAUUCAAAGGCAUUAGCUUUCCCUCUCAAGAUCAAAGGGGCCAUUGAGAUUCCAAACUAUGCAGAUUCGCCUUUGGCCAAUGAUGAGAAUUGUAGGGGGACUGAAGACUCUAGAGAGACAGCGGGAAGCGAUUCUGACGUUGAGAAGUCAGAUUCGGACCGCUACCGGUAUGAGAAACUUCACGACUCAUGGGAACAAGACAACCCUAUGAGUAUGUUAGAUUACGAGACCAAGGGUACCCAGAGAACCGUCCCACAACAACUACUUGAAAGCAUAACGCAUCCGCUAUCGAUCGCGCUUAUCGCAUAUCACUUUGGCGGUCCCGUAAACGCAGCUCACAGUGCACGCAAACACUUUUGGAGAUGUUUUCCCGGUACAGUAGCCACUGUUCCCGAAUUUCACGUGGAAGGUGGCACUGAUGAAGUGUUGAAUGAGAUUCGAGUGACGGCUGUAUGGGAGGAACAAGAUCAGAGAGUAAUUCGACCGUCGGGCAAACACAAUGUCUUCUUGUCGGGGGACGCGACACCUUCUCCACUGGGAUUUUCAAUACCCAAGGAUGUAAAGGACCUCGAUUCGCCCCUUAAUAUCAUCUACGAUCACAGAGACGCGACUCUAUACUACGAUUGUCAGGAUCCAAAUGUAGUGCGCAACAGUGUCAGCCUCGAUUUUCACCUCAACACCCUGACGGCCGAUAUAUUGCAGCUAUUAUCGGCUGAGAUCGAUGAGCAAGAUAUCGAGAAGCUCACUCUGACGACAUUGAUCACCGAGUUUCCUAUAGUUAACUACACCGCCCACUUUCAACGUCUCUUGUACAGCACGGAUGCCAUGACCACAAUAAUCCAGAAACUAGCAAGUCUCCAGGUACCUAUUGCACCACCGACAUGUGACCGAUCUCAGCAUGAGAUGUUAGCGCGUUUCAAGGCCUAUAACAAAGAUAACGGCCUUCGGAUUCCCCUAUCGAUAUCAAGUAUGCCAUCUGACAUACCACUUACAGGACGUUAUGCUUCACCGACCAGUUUUCUGGAUAGCGUCAGCCUUAAAGCCCAGCGUGAUAUCCGUCGACCCAUCGGUCACGAUCUAUUCCCGCAAAGGGCAAUGGACCAGAAGAGAGAGAGUGCACGUAAACUCAUCCGAGACUUGCCAGCAGAGCUCGUUUCAUCACAGCUGGCGAAUUACGCCAAUUCGCUGGUACUGACGUCCUACAAUGGCAAUGAUCUACUCACGACAUGCAGAAUACGUGCACUAGCUACAAAUAUGGAAAUGCGCUGCCAUGAACUUGUUGCAUUAGGCUUCGUGGACCACAAUGUGGACAUGUCUUCGAUGGCUGCAUUAGCAUCUGCAUUGGGUGCUGCUAUGGACGGGCUCAAAGAAAUACACGUCAGUCCUGAGCCAUGGGUUGAAGAAGCAGAUCUGUUAAUGUAUCGCACACGAUGCUUGUACCUGUUCUGGUGCAUUGAUUGGUUCGUAUGCUAUCUUGUCAGGCCCACAGAAGGAUCCUUCAUGUUGCUUGAUGCGCAAAAGCUUUCACGGCAUUUGAACAGGGUCAGGGGAGAAAUGAUCCAAACUGCUCAUCUUUUGCUGCGAAAUUGGGUGGCAUGGGGCAUGUUCAUGGAGGGUCUACCACAAGGAGGCUUUUUUGUUCGACAAUCGGCUGAAACCGGCAAGUCGAAUUUGGACCUUGAAUCAUAA
Plenodomus lingam JN3 is the source of this 1959-nucleotide messenger RNA. RefSeq lists its product as uncharacterized. The record is from RefSeq and is a predicted model, not a curated record. NCBI's taxonomy places the organism in Eukaryota, Fungi, Ascomycota, Dothideomycetes, Pleosporales, Leptosphaeriaceae.